Molecule: messenger RNA, 1142 nt
Organism: Exaiptasia diaphana
Lineage: Eukaryota; Metazoa; Cnidaria; Anthozoa; Actiniaria; Aiptasiidae
Source: RefSeq, a predicted model, not a curated record
UAGACCUUGUUCUCCCCUUUGGCUUACGGUCAGCCCCUUUUAUCUUUAAUUCAAUUGCUAACGCAGUGGAAUGGAUUCUACGAUCCAACUAUGGCAUAGAUGAUAUUCUACAUUAUUUAGAUGACUUCGUGUUAGCUGGACCGCCAAACUCCAACUCAUGUGCUAAUAAGUUGGCAAUUGCUACCUUCGAAACAGCCCAACUUGGUUUUCCGUUACACCCCGACAAGUGCGUAGGACCUGCCACAUGCCUGGUAAUCUUGGGCAUCGAAAUAGACACAAUGGCCGAAACUCUUUGUCUCCCUGCGGACAAGUUUGCAGCAACUCUGCAGCUUCUAAGAGCAUGGUCAUCUCUCAAGUGGUGUCGCAAGAAACAACUCGAGUCAUUGAUAAGUGUUCUCCAUCACGCAUGUAAAGUCGUAUGGCCGGGGUUGCACGUUCAUGCGGAGAAUGAUUAAUCUCCUUCGGUGCUUUCAAAAAGACGACCACCCCAUUCGCAUAAAUGCAGAAUUCAAGARAGACUUGAAAUGGUGGUUGGAUUUUUUCAGUCAGUGGAAUGGGAUCAGUUUCUUCCUACUCCCACACCUCUUGCCUCCACCUACAGUCUGUGUAGGGUCAGAUGCAUCAGGGACACUUGGCUAUGGUGCUUACCUUGACUCUAAAUGGUUUAAUGGCAGAUGGUCUCCAAAGCAAACCUUUCUCUAUUGCCUAUAAGGAGUUAUUUCCAGUCGUAGUUGCGGCACAUGUUUGGGGUCCCAGUUGGAGAAGGCAACAUGUUUUGUUCAAGGUGGACAAUGAAGCAGUUGUAGCAAUUCUGAAUAGCCGGACCUCAAGAGACCCACAUAUUAUGGUUUUAGUUCGCAGCCUUCUGUUUGCAGCAGCUCGCUUUGGCUUUAUUUUUUCGGMCGAACAUGUGGCUGGAAUUCAUAAUGGUAUAGCUGAUGCUCUCUCUCGUUUCCACAUGCAGGUCUUCCGCUCUCUUGCGCCGAAUGCCAACCGAUACCCAGCAACGAUUCCAACUCAGCUUCUCUCCUCCCUGACUUUGGAUCUCUAGGUAACCAGUGCUUGGUYUAUCUAUCCRAAGGUUUAKCCCAUUCUACCCGCCGGUGCUAUUCUACAGCACAAGAGAAGUUUAUCAACUUCUG